AUGCCAACCAAGUGUAGGGCCCCGCAAUGCACCCGAAGCGCGAGUUUCAAUACCGAGGGCGGCAAGACGGCGAUGUUCUGCAGGCAACAUGCCGAGAAAGGAAUGGUGGACGUUAGGAACAAGCGCUGCGCCCAAGCCGGAUGCACCCAGCGCCCAACGUUCAACAAUCAAGGCAGCAAGACGGCGAUGUUCUGCAAGCAACAUGCCGAGGAAGGAAUGGUGGACGUUUUGAACAAGCGCUGCGCCCAAGCCGGAUGCACCCAGCAACCAACUUUCAACAACCAGGGAAGCAAGACGGCGAUGUUCUGCAAGCAACAUGCCGAAGAAGGAAUGGUGGACGUGGCGCACAAGCGCUGCGCUGAAGCCGGAUGCACCCAGCACCCAACUUUCAACAACCAGGGAAGCAAGACGGCGAUGUUCUGCAAGCAACAUGCCGAGGAAGGAAUGGUGGACGUGGCGCACAAGUGCUGCUCUCACGGUGAAGGGUGCACCAGUCGACCGGGAUGGGGAUACUGGGCGGACGGGAAGGCUAGUGUAUGCGGAAAACACAAAGGCGACCUCACGGAAGGGUUCGCGAUCAGCUUCACACAACGUUGUACCGUAGCUGGGGUGAAGGGAUGCCGUGCAGUUGCGAGGUGGGGGGUGGAAGGCGAGCAGCCGACUCACUGCGAGAAGCACGGUGCACCGCGGGCCGGCGAAGGCUUCGUCCGCGUCCCAUCCAGCGGUCGAAGGACUUCGGCUUCAUCUUCACGUUCGAGCACGGCCUCGGGCAGGCGCCACUCCGCAAGGGGUGAACGAACCAGAACUCGUGGCGGGGGUGGAAUCAAGAGGGCCCGCAAGGCGGUACCCCGGCGCCCUGUCGAAAGCUGGUCAGAGGAGGAGUCGGACGAAGACUCCGACGAUGACGACAGCGAUGGCUCGGUGGGGGACGCCGAUGAGGAGGAAGAAGACGAGAAUGAGGGGCAAGAGAAGGUGGAGAAACCGAAGAGAAAGAUCAUUUGGCUAUAG
Messenger RNA from Ectocarpus siliculosus, 1008 nucleotides. Lineage: Eukaryota; Phaeophyceae; Ectocarpales; Ectocarpaceae. The record is from the annotation of a GenBank genome assembly.